Messenger RNA from Naumovozyma dairenensis CBS 421, 1524 nucleotides. It is a transcript of the gene TRP2, whose product is annotated as anthranilate synthase TRP2. Gene Ontology annotation, biological process: L-tryptophan biosynthetic process. The record is from RefSeq and is a predicted model, not a curated record. Gene Ontology annotation, molecular function: anthranilate synthase activity. The transcript has a single exon. NCBI's taxonomy places the organism in Eukaryota, Fungi, Ascomycota, Saccharomycetes, Saccharomycetales, Saccharomycetaceae. Bases 1 to 1524 code for a protein of 507 amino acids.
AUGUCACCUAUCACAAAGGUUCAGCCAGAUCUGAGUACAUUGAGAGAAUUGGCAGCUGCUAAUGAUGAUGAAUCCAUCAAUAUGUAUCCGGUCUACGCAUACUUACCAUCGUUAGAUCUGACCCCACACGUUGCAUAUUUGAAAUUGGCUCAAUUAAACAAUCCUAAUAGACCUGAAUCUUUCCUAUUGGAAAGUGCCAAGACAAAUAAUGAAUUAGAUCGUUAUUCCUUCAUCGGUGUGGCGCCACGUAAAGUCAUCAAGACUGGUCCAAAUGAAGGUAUUGAAUAUGAUCCAUUAACUAUUUUGGAAAAAGAAAUGUCGAAAUCAAAAUUGGCAGAAAAUAUCCCCGGUAUUCCUAAAUUAAGUGGUGGUGCCAUUGGAUAUAUCUCAUACGAUUGUGUUCGUUAUUUCGAACCAAAAACAGAAAGACCAUUAAAGGACUUACUACAUGUCCCAGAAGCCUAUUUGAUGCUUUGUGAUACCAUAAUUGCAUUCGAUAACGUUUUCCAAAGAUUCCAAAUUAUUCAUAACAUUAACACUCACGAAGUAUCCCUAGAUGAUGGUUACAAAAUCGCAGUCGAGAAAAUCAACGAUAUAAUCAAAAUCUUAACAAAUACUUCUGAUCCAAUCCCAUACCCAGAACAACCAAAGAUCAAACUAGGUCAAACAUUCACAUCAAACGUCGGUAAAGAAGGUUACGAAGCUCACGUUUCCAAUUUGAAAGCUCAUAUCAAGAAAGGUGACAUCAUUCAAGGUGUACCCUCUCAACGUGUUGCAAGACCAACUUCAUUACAUCCUUUCAACAUAUAUCGUCAUUUACGUACAGUGAACCCAUCUCCAUAUUUAUUCUACAUUGAUUGUCUUGAUUUCCAAAUAAUCGGUGCAUCCCCAGAAUUAUUAUGUAAAUCAGAUAAUAAGAAUAAAGUAAUUACACAUCCAAUUGCAGGGACAGUGAAGAGAGGUUCUACUACGGAAGAGGAUGAUAUCUUAGCGGAUCAAUUACGUGGGUCUUUGAAAGAUCGUGCUGAACAUGUCAUGUUGGUAGAUUUGGCUCGUAAUGAUAUUAAUAGAGUUUGCGAUCCAAUGACUACUAACGUUGAUAAAUUGUUGACUGUGCAAAAGUUUUCUCACGUGCAACAUUUGGUUUCACAAGUUAGUGGGACUUUGAGACCUGAUAAGACUAGAUUCGACGCGUUUAGAUCGAUUUUCCCUGCCGGUACAGUUAGUGGAGCUCCAAAAGUGAAAGCUAUGGAAUUGAUUGCUGAACUGGAAGGUGAAAGACGUGGUGUUUAUGCAGGUGCUGUGGGUAAUUGGUCUUAUGAUGGUAAAAGUAUGGAUACCUGUAUCGCGUUGAGAACUAUGGUUUAUAAAGAAGGCAUUGCAUAUUUACAAGCUGGUGGUGGUAUUGUUUAUGAUUCUGAUGAAUAUGAUGAAUAUAUUGAAACUAUGAAUAAGAUGAUGGCUAACCAUAACACUAUUGUUCAAGCGGAAGAAAUCUGGGCCAACAAAGUUGGCUCUUUGUAA